CCUGAGCUCAUGGGGGGCAGAUGCACACAAAGGCUCUUUGUUGUGCUCGUCCAAUCAGGCGCAGCGGAGGACAGAUCAGGCCGCGCCAGCCAAUAGGAGCGUUCGAUCCUCGCAAACUGGGCGGGUCUUGCAAUUUGGAUGCCGUGUGAUGCUCGGUCGCCGGUGCAAACGGGCGGACGAACGGACACAGGGGCUGCAGCUCUGCGUCGACCGCGCGCUCCACUGACCAAACCUUUACUACCCAGGGGUUAUUUACGAGCUAGUGUGCGAGCGCUGGGUGGGAACGGCCCAGCAGCAUCCCUGAUGUGAGCACAGUGGGAUUGAAGGAUGGAUACACGGGCCACACCUGUGCGCCAGCUGCGUUACCUGCGGACCUGUUGGAGACCACCGGGCACCGACGCGCGGCUCUGGGCGACUGACAGCCCGGCGAUGGCGUUGUGACCGGCGGUUACCUUAUGGGGCCCCGUGCGCAUCAACGCGCCCGCUGGAUUAUCGUAGCUCGGAUUCAGACUGGCUUCCGUUCGGUUACCGACUGGACCUUCUCUCAGUGUGUGUCUGUGUGUGUGAGUGUGUUUUUCAGACAAAGACCCUGCGCGUUAUAAAAGCGACGUGUUAUGGAUGCGGUUCGGCUGGACGGGUUGAACCCACCGGCGGAAAACGGCAAUGUGUCGCAGUCCGAACCGCACAAGCGGCUCUCGCAGGUGGACACGGUGGUUCUGCCGUUCCUCGGCGGGUUCGGGAGGUACCAGCGGCGGCUGGUGGCUCUAACGUGGAUCCCGGCGUUCCUCAUUUCAUUCAGCCAGUUUUCGGAUCACUUUCUACUCGGCCAACCGGACAGGAAGUGCGUCCGGCCGGAUCAGGGCAGCACGGGGAACGGGACGGAUCGGGAUUUGUUCGUGGAGGCGUUCGCGAACGGAACCGACAACAGCUUCGUAACGGCGUGUUUGUGCUCGGAGUGGCGGUUUGAUCUGCAGUCGGGACUGCAGCAGAAUGUGGUCACCAAGUGGACUCUGGUGUGUGACGGCGAGUGGAAAGUUCACAUCGCCAAGUUUUCUCUGUUGGUGGGCUCCAUCUUCGGCUACUUACUGAUGGGAGCCAUGGCAGACUGGCUGGGUCGUAUCCCGGUGCUGCUGGUCUCAGUGUUGUCAGUGCUGGUGUUUGGUCUGGCUGUGGCGUUCUCGGUGGACAUGUCCAUGUUCAGCACGCUACGCUUCUUUGAGGGAUUCUGCCUGGCUGCUGUCAGACUGACGCUUUAUGUCCUCAAGCUGGAGACGGAGCUGCAGCAGAAGCCAAAGACGUCCUGCGUGACGCAGCUGAGCGGCACAAGAAACCUCUGGAAGAACACAGUGGUCCUCUGCGUCAACUCGCUGACGGGUUACGGGAUCCACCAUUGUUUCGUGCGCAGUGUUCUGGAGGACAGCGCGUCUCACCUGCAUUAUUACGCUCUGGCCGCCAUCGCCGUGUCCUCCUGCAUGGUGCUGUUUCCCGUGGUGGGAGGAUUCGGCAGGAGAGGAGGUCUACUGAGCUUCAUGAUCAUCACAGCGCUGGCGUCGCUCCUGCAGCUCGGCCUGCUCAACCUGAUCGGGAAGUACAGCAUUCGCCACGACGCAGUGUUGAGAGACACCCUGAACCGGCGCUUCUCCUACGCCUUCUCCAUCAUCGGGAUGUUUUCGUCUCAUGCCGUCAGCACACUCAGCAUCUUCUACUGCGCAGAAAUCACACCCACGGUCAUCAGGGGUGGUGGAGUUGGUCUGGUGCUCGCUAGCGCAGGGUUCGGCAUGCUAACAGCGCCGCUGAUGGAGCUCCACAAUCAGAAGGGUUUCUUCCUGCAUCAUGUCAUCCUCACCUGCUGCACUCUGCUCUGCAUCAUUUGCAUACCGUUGCUACCGGAGACCGCCGGCCAACCGCUGCCCGAGACUAUGGCUGAGGGGGAGGGGCUUCUGCGCAGGCCCAUCCUCCCCGGAGAGCAGCACCACCUAUUGGCCAGAACGGAGGUCAGGGAGUACUCGCGUGUACAGGACACGCCCCUUCACCAAGUCGUCACCCCUGGCAACGGCAUGGUGCCUAGCAACAGCACAGUCAAUGGCAUGAGGACUUCGUGACGGAUUUUCUGAGAUGAUCUUGAACGAGUUUCAUUCAUGGUUUUUUUUUUUUGCGAAUCAGCGGAAACGCUUCAUUAACCAGCAUCGGUAGAGAUUUCACCAUAGUACGAACUGAAAAUGUGAUCGCAACUUCUAUUUUUUAAACAGCCACUAGUUUAAUGUCGAGGAAGAACAAGUUCAUUAAGGUGUCGCUGAUUUGAAUGUUUUUUGUAUUUAUUGGACAGAUUGAGAACCGGCGGACAUCCUAUACAGCCAGAUCAGUUGCAAAAAUAUAAACAUUUACAAAAAAAAAUUCAAUUACAAUUCACAUUUACGAAAUUGUAUUCUCAAAUUCAAAACCUAAUUCGUAAAUAAACAAGUACAGUUCAUCAAUGCAAAACACAACCCAUAAAUACGCAAAACCUAAUUCAUAAAUUAAUCAAAAUAUAUAAAUUUAAAUAAUUUAAUUAAAUAUUUAUAAAACAUAAAUUGUAAAUACGCAAAUCCAAUUCGUGAAUUCAAAACACAAUCUGUAAUUCUGCAAAUCCCAUUUGUGAAUUCAAAACACGAUUCGUUAAUACGCAAAUACAAUUUGUAAUAAAAAACACAAUUCAAAAAUAUGCAAAUCCAAUUCGUAAAUUCAAAACACAAUAUGU
Molecule: messenger RNA, 2737 nt
Organism: Danio rerio (zebrafish)
Lineage: Eukaryota; Metazoa; Chordata; Actinopteri; Cypriniformes; Danionidae
Source: RefSeq, a predicted model, not a curated record